Argiope bruennichi is the source of this 1094-nucleotide messenger RNA. RefSeq names its product ADP/ATP translocase 3-like. Gene Ontology annotation, molecular function: ATP:ADP antiporter activity. The transcript has 2 exons. Gene Ontology annotation, biological process: mitochondrial ADP transmembrane transport; mitochondrial ATP transmembrane transport. Bases 56 to 958 code for a protein of 300 amino acids. NCBI's taxonomy places the organism in Eukaryota, Metazoa, Arthropoda, Arachnida, Araneae, Araneidae. Gene Ontology annotation, cellular component: mitochondrial inner membrane. The record is from RefSeq and is a predicted model, not a curated record.
GCUCUUCUUUCUUUCGUAACUAUUGCAACGUGCUGUUACUCUACGGCUGCAAACAAUGUCUGCCCUAGAUCCAAUUUCUUUUGCUAAGGAUUUUAUUGCUGGUGGUGUGGCCGCAGCUAUUUCCAAAACUGCCGUAGCCCCCAUUGAAAGAGUAAAAUUGUUAUUACAAGUUCAACAUGCAUCAAAACAAAUUACUGUGGAUAAGCAGUAUAAAGGUAUGGUCGACUGCUUUGUUAGGAUUCCAAAAGAACAAGGUUUCUUAAGUUUCUGGAGAGGAAAUUUAGCUAAUGUUAUCAGAUAUUUCCCAACUCAGGCUCUUAACUUUGCAUUUAAGGAUAAAUAUAAACAAGUCUUCUUGGGUGGUGUUGACAAGCACACCCAGUUUUUCCGUUACUUCUUGGGCAAUCUUGCAUCUGGUGGUGCAGCUGGAGCUACCUCCCUUUGCUUUGUGUAUCCAUUAGAUUUUGCCAGGACGCGCUUGGCUGCUGACAUCGGCAAAGCUGGUGCUGAACGAGAAUUCUCUGGUCUUGGCAACUGCCUAGUGAAGAUCUUUAGAUCUGAUGGCAUGGCUGGUUUGUACAGGGGCUUCAAUGUCUCCGUUCAGGGAAUCAUCAUCUACAGAGCUGCCUAUUUCGGAUUUUUUGACACAGCUAAGGGAAUGUUGCCCAAUCCCAAAAAUACUCCCAUCAUUAUCUCUUGGGCUAUUGCUCAGACUGUCACCACUGUUGCUGGUAUCAUUUCUUAUCCUUUCGAUACCGUCCGAAGGCGUAUGAUGAUGCAGAGUGGAAGAGCCAAGGGUGAUCUGAUGUAUAAGGGUACAAUUGACUGCUGGAAAAAGAUUGCAAAGCAAGAGGGUGGUGCUGCUUUCUUCAAGGGUGCCUUCUCGAACGUUAUCCGAGGAACCGGUGGAGCCUUAGUUCUUGUGUUGUACGAUGAAAUCAAAAAUUUCAUCUUUUAAUGACAAUCUGCUAUAGGAUGAGACGUAUUUAAUAUUUUUGUAACUUAAGUUAUGUACAUCAACGUUCCAUUUCUAGCAUUCCUGCAUGUUGACCAAUUUUUCAUAUGGAAAUAAAAAGUAAUUUCUUACUUUUGGA